This is a messenger RNA of Cygnus atratus (black swan), 1181 nucleotides long. RefSeq names its product Bcl2 modifying factor (gene BMF). The record is from RefSeq and is a predicted model, not a curated record. Gene Ontology annotation, cellular component: myosin complex. Lineage: Eukaryota; Metazoa; Chordata; Aves; Anseriformes; Anatidae. Gene Ontology annotation, biological process: positive regulation of apoptotic process; negative regulation of autophagy; apoptotic process. The transcript is spliced from 3 exons. Bases 90 to 689 code for a protein of 199 amino acids.
GAAGAAAUGGGAAGUCGAAGGGAAAGUUGGCCCGUGCAGGGAGAAGUUAUGGAGAGCUUCACAGAGGCAGCUUUGCCAGCUCUUGAGCGAUGGAUCGCCCCAGCUACCUGGAAGAGGACUAUUCUAGCCUGGAUGGGCUGGACGAUGACGUGUUUCACUCUGAUGACUUUGGACUUGCAGGUCAGCCUGGUGAGAUGACUGCAACAGGCAUUUUCACACAGAACCAGUCCUACAGCUGCCUUCUGGGGAGGUUUCAACUAUUUCCCCUCACACACUGCUGUGGUCCCGGUGUCAGGCAUCCCGAGCAGCAGGACAAGGCAACUCAAACACUCAGCCCGUCCUCUUCCAGUCAGGAUGUUAUGUUGCCUUGUGGAGUCACUGAAGAGCCCCGGAGACUCUUCUAUGGGAAUGCUGGUUACCGUUUACACGUCCCUCCAGUUGGCUUUGCAUUGGAUCGACACCUCCAAGAGGAGCCUCAGGAAGGUCAGCAGGAGGCGCGUGCUGAGGUGCAGAUUGCACGGAAGUUGCAGUGCAUUGCAGACCAGUUCCACCGGCUCCACAUACAGAGGGUAGGGUGUUUCCAAAGGGGAAGGUGGGGGCUUACUUAUCCAGGAGUGGUGCUCCUGAAGCCUGGCUCCAGGCAUCAGCCAAGCAGGCUGCUGCCUAAGGCAGCAGACUGCCAGCAGUGAUGAAAGCCGUGGUAUCCCUAUGUAUUUUGCUUAUGCUUGUUUGGUGGCUCUUUGUAAAGAUUGGCAGGUGGAGAGAGGAGCGUGUGUGGGAUUGCAUUUGCUGCUUGGGAAGGUUGCUGUUGCUAUUCCAGCUCUUCUGGUUCAUCAUCAGCAGGGUCACUGGUACUUUCUCCAGCAGUCUCCUCCUUGCUUUUUAUUACAGCUUUCACUGUUUUCCUCUACCCUCCUCACCACCAGCAUUGUCUCUUCUGUGGCACAGCUGGCUGGCUGUGGCUUAUAUCAGUUCCUCAUCUUGGAGAUGACAACAAGCCCAGAGUCUGUUUUGACACUCCUUGUUGUUUAGGGAUAGUUGUCUCACGUGUUGCAGAGUGUAUUUAGAUUGUGCGAGACUUGCUAGCAGCUCCUCUGUGAGACAGUCCUAGCUAGUGUCUCAGACUUGUGACUAACUUCCUCACAACAAAAGACAGCUGUAAGAUGCCAUCGGGUCUGAAA